AUGAUGGGUGAGGGAGAGAGGGCGUUGUUUAGGGCCACGAGCGCCAGAGCCGACAGCCCAGCUCGGACUCGGUUCGCACGCGUGCGCCGGGCCACCAUCGCAGAGCUCGUCACUGCCCGUGGCGGCGAACUCCGACAGUCCGCGCGACCGUCAUCUUAUCUCCUCCGUCCUUGUUUUCCCCUCUCUCCUCUUCUCCUCUCUCUCCUCCUCGUCUUCCCCUUCUCCGUCCCCUUUCUUCCCAUCGCCGUGCUCGCCGGCGACCGCGACCAUCAGCCAUCACCCCUCGCAGGUGCCACCCGUGGGACGCCCGGCUCACGCUGUGCCCUUGGCGGCCCGCGUGGCCCACAUCCUGCGCGGCACUCGGCAGACCAUUCUCGAGCGGUCGUCGCCGCUGCCAGCGCCGGCAACACAAUUGUCAAUCCCUUCGUCGCCGUCACGCAAGUCACGCGCUUCGUCACCCCCGCUCUUCCCAGCACAACCCUAGCCUGCCUAGAUCCCAUGUCCACUCGCUCGCUCCCCCGCUCCUCCCCCCUUAUCGCGGCUCACGCACCACAGCCGCGCCCGGGGCAUCGAAGCCGAUGA
Messenger RNA from Sparassis crispa, 582 nucleotides. RefSeq lists its product as hypothetical. NCBI's taxonomy places the organism in Eukaryota, Fungi, Basidiomycota, Agaricomycetes, Polyporales, Sparassidaceae. The record is from RefSeq and is a predicted model, not a curated record. Bases 1 to 582 code for a protein of 193 amino acids. The transcript has a single exon.